UGACACAGGAAUGGGACUGAAAAAAGAAAACACCAUGAUGAUGAGGAGAAUGUAAAAUCCACUCGUGUAGCAAACACAAAUCCUCGUUUCAACUGCAGGGAAAGAGGAUGCAUUGUCGAGCUGGAAUUGAGGCAACAGGAAGGGCACCGGCGCGUUGCUAAAUGGAGUCGGAGCAGCUGUACCACAGAGGCUACUGCAGGAACAGCUACAACAGCAUCGCCAGCGCCAGCAGCGACGAGGAGCUGCUGGAUGGAGCCGGCGCCGUCAUGGACUUCCACACCACAGAGGACGACAACCUGCUGGAUGGGGACGCGGCCUCCCCAGGGUCUAACUACGUCAUGUCUAACGGGGGCGGGGCACCCAGCAGUACCACCCACCUGUUGGACUUCCUAGAGGAGCCCAUCCCUGGUGUGGGGACCUACGACGACUUCCACACCAUCGACUGGGUCCGAGAGAAGUGCAAGGACCGCGAGAGGCACCGAAAGAUCAACAGUAAGAAAAAGGAUUCGGCAUGGGAGUUCACAAAGAGCCUGUACGACGCCUGGUCCGGGUGGCUGGUGGUGACGCUCACUGGCUUGGCCUCAGGUGCUUUGGCUGGCCUGAUUGACAUUGCUGCUGAUUGGAUGAACGACCUGAAGGAGGGUGUGUGUCUGAGCGCCAUGUGGUUAAACCGCGAGCAGUGCUGCUGGACGUCCAAUGAGACCACCUUCGCUGAGCGGGACAAGUGUCCUCAGUGGAAGAGCUGGGCUGAGCUAAUACUGGGGCAGGCAGAGGGGCCCGGCUCGUACAUCAUGAACUACUUCAUGUACACUUACUGGGCGCUGUCCUUCGCCACCCUGGCCGUCUGUCUGGUCAAAGUGUUCGCUCCCUACGCCUGCGGCUCGGGGAUCCCUGAGAUAAAGACUAUCCUCAGUGGGUUCAUCAUCCGUGGCUACCUGGGGAAGUGGACCCUGAUCAUAAAGACCAUCACCCUGGUGUUAGCCGUGUCCUCGGGGCUCAGUUUGGGGAAGGAGGGCCCUCUGGUGCACGUGGCUUGCUGCUGCGGGAACAUCUUCUCCUACCUCUUCCCCAAGUACAGCAAGAACGAGGCAAAGAAACGAGAGGUUCCUCUGCUUGCGUCGGCGGCCGGGGUGUCUGUUGCUUUUGGAGCCCCGAUUGGAGGAGUGCUCUUCAGCUUGGAGGAGGUGAGCUACUACUUCCCUCUCAAGACGUUGUGGCGCUCCUUCUUCGCCGCCCUGGUUGCUGCCUUCGUCCUGCGCUCCAUCAACCCGUUUGGGAACAGCCGUCUGGUGCUGUUCUACGUGGAGUACCACACUCCCUGGUACCUGUUCGACCUCAUCCCCUUCAUCCUGCUGGGGGUGUUCGGAGGCCUCUGGGGAGCCUUCUUCAUCCGGGCCAACAUCGCCUGGUGCCGGCGGCGCAAGUCCACACGCUUCGGAAAGUACCCGGUGUUGGAGGUGAUCUUGGUAACGGCCGUCACCGCUGUGUUUGCUUUCCCCAACCCGUACACGCGUCAGAACACCAGCGAGUUGAUAAAGGAGCUGUUCACAGACUGCGGCCCGCUGGAGUCCUCGCAGCUCUGCCAGUACCGCAGCCAGAUGAACGGCAGCAAAGGCGUUAACGACAACCCCAACCGCCCCGCGGGGCCCGGGGUCUACGCCGCCAUUUGGCAGCUCUGCCUGGCCCUCGUCUUCAAGAUCAUCAUGACCAUAUUCACCUUUGGACUCAAGGUACCGUCGGGGCUGUUCAUCCCCAGCAUGGCCAUCGGGGCGAUCGCAGGGCGGAUCGUUGGCAUCGGCGUGGAGCAGUUGGCGUAUUAUCACCACGACUGGUUCCUGUUCAAAGAGUGGUGCGAGGUGGGGGCCGACUGCAUCACGCCGGGGCUCUACGCCAUGGUGGGGGCCGCCGCAUGUCUGGGCGGUGUGACCCGUAUGACCGUCUCUCUGGUGGUCAUCGUCUUCGAGCUGACGGGGGUUGAGUACAUCGUCCCCCUCAUGGCCGCCGUCAUGACCAGCAAGUGGGUGGGUGACGCGUUUGGUCGCCAGGGAAUCUACGAGGCGCACAUCCGUCUGAACGGUUACCCCUUCCUGGACGCCAAGGAGGAGUUCACCCACGUGACGCUGGCCAGUGACGUGAUGCGGCCGCGGCGCAGCGACCCCCCGCUCGCCGUGCUGACGCAGGACGACCUGACGGUGGAGGAGCUGCAAAGCACCAUCAACGAGACCAGCUAUAACGGUUUCCCUGUCAUCGUGUCCAAGGAGUCCCAGAGGCUGGUGGGCUUCGCUCUGCGCAGGGACAUCACCAUCGCUAUAGAAAACGCUCGUCGUAAGCAGGAGGGCAUCAUGCUGAACUCCAGGGUUUACUUCACGCAGCACGCCCCCACCCUGCCCGACAGCCCGCGGCCCCUCAAGCUGCGCUCCAUCCUGGACAUGAGCCCCUUCACCGUCACCGACCACACCCCCAUGGAGAUCGUGGUGGACAUCUUCAGGAAGCUGGGCCUGCGCCAGUGCCUGGUCACUCACAACGGGCGGCUUCUUGGUAUUAUCACAAAAAAAGAUAUCCUGCGUCACAUGGCUCAAAUGGCAGACCAAGAUCCCGGGUCCAUCAUGUUCAACUGAUCGGCUCCUUCCAGGACGGCCGGGGGGGCGACGACAGCGAGGAGGAAGUGCACCUCCUGGACGGCUCCAAUCUCUGACAUUCGGACCCCGUUUUGUUUCCAUUUUUAGUUUCCAGCUUUGUAGAACCUGGCGGACGGAGCGUGCCCUCCACAGAGACUUGCAGGCCAUGAGAGGGAGAGGAAACGUGAUAAAACUUUGUUAUCAUAGUGGCUGCUGAAGGCACACACACACACACACACACACACACGAGGAAUGCACUUUCUACACACACAUCGCAACACUUUUGCACUUGCAGACACCUCACACCUGCAUGCUCUCUCUUCACCUGUAACACACACACCCUGUACCCCCCCACGU
This is a messenger RNA of Trematomus bernacchii (emerald rockcod), 2975 nucleotides long. RefSeq names its product chloride channel 3 (gene clcn3). Gene Ontology annotation, cellular component: membrane; early endosome; synaptic vesicle. Gene Ontology annotation, molecular function: voltage-gated chloride channel activity. The record is from RefSeq and is a predicted model, not a curated record. NCBI's taxonomy places the organism in Eukaryota, Metazoa, Chordata, Actinopteri, Perciformes, Nototheniidae. Gene Ontology annotation, biological process: chloride transport; transmembrane transport.